ACAGAAAUGAAAAUGGCGCCAUGAAACAUUUCCGGAGUUUGUGACACUGUGACAUUUCAUCGCAAAAUAUUAGCAGGAUUACAUUUGUUCCAAGUGGCCUCAGUCAAAAUGGAAGGGCCUAAAUCAAGAUGUACUUGCUACACCGUGUUCCAGAGGAAAGUCCAUAAGAAAGUCUUAGAACAAAAUCCUUUUCUUUCAUUCGCAGAAAUCAGCAAGAAAAUAGGGGAAAUGUGGUCAGCACUUUCAGUUAAGGAGAAAAAGAUGUACAAGGUUGAAGCGAGGAGAAUCAACCGGCAGAGGAAUGCAGGUGUGAGCAUCUUAAGGACUGAGCUUUCAUCAGACAACAACCCUUCUUCAAAACAAAAACCUUCUUCAGCCAAGCAUCCUACGGCAACGAGGUAUCCUUCUCCAGUAGCUACUCCACCACAAGCACCACCUACAUGUAAACCAGAGGAGACAACUGCUGAACCAUCAACUGUUGCCGCUCCAUUUCCAGUCACACUUAUAAGGGUGGAUCGUACACCACAGCCCAUGACUUAUCAGUUUGCAGACAAGACAGAUAUGCUUUCCAUGUGCAAUGUAGAUGGAGCUAAGUUAAAUGUGAAAGUUGUCUAUACAUGUACCCCUGUGAAUCCCCAGGGAAAAAUGAAGACGUCACCUGUCAAGAAAGAGGCUGGCAUGUUAAGCAAAGCCCAUUCCCUGCAGUCAAUACUAAAUCAUCGUGUAUCUGCAGUUCCUGUCACCAGUGUAACUCCAACCAUUCAGCAGCCAGUGGUUGCGAGAAUGGAGAAGGAUGAUGAUGAUAUUAUUCCAUUUAAUUCUGAGCCAGACCUAUCAGUGGUAAAUUCUGAAGCAUUGGAUGAUAUUAUGGUGAUAGAAGACAGCAUACCAUCAAGUAAUGCAAUAAGUGCUAUUCGAAGGAAGAAAGAGGAAAAGGCUGGUGGAAGUUAUGGUGAUUUGUCAAAAGAGACAACCUCCCCUUCAGAAAUGACAUCAUCUGGCUCCUGUGGACAAGGAGUACAUUGUUCCUCCCCACUGAUUUCCUCGUCCCCUCCUCUUCUGAGGUCAGUCUCUCCACCAUCAUCUGCACCCCGUCACCAGCAAAACAACUCACCACCAGUGCUGUUCCUGGAACCACAACUUACCCAACACGAGGUAUCAAAAACCCCAGCAAAUUCCAUCACGGCGUCAUCAAUUCUUAAAGAGAAACUUGCUUCCUUUGUGGCUGCCAAAAGAAGCUUCACUGAUGUUGAUACCAUGCCUACAAAACUUACAAUUCAAGGGAAAUCCAUUGUAUUAUCUGCAUCAAAUUCACAGCCACCGCUGGCGGCAUCUAAGAAGGAAGAUGAUGGGAAAGAGAUUAAUCUAUGUGGCUUAACCACUUCCAGUCAGCCUCCAGUUCGUGUGGCAUUUAGACCAAAGAAAAAAGGUGGUGAACGGAAAAAGAAGGAAGGAGAUGAGGUUCCAGUAUACACUUGUAACCAGUGUAUGAUAGCAUUUUCUCAGGACAUUCAGUUGAGGGCACAUUUCCUCUCGGCGCAUACAGAGGAGGAUGAAGGCAACAGUCCCCAAUAUAGGUGUCAUUUCUGCAGUAUUGUAUUUGAGCAGAAGCAUGAUCUGACAGCUCACAUGGUGGUGAAGCAUGCCAACAAAGGGGUGGUGUCUAUCAAACAGAAAGUCCCUAUGGCUGUUCCUUCAGAAAUUGCAGCUCAAACCACCACCACUGGCCAACCUCAAGUUGUUACACAGGUUCAUCAAAAGCACCAAACAAAAUCCCCAGAGUAUAGUGUUCCCAUUGAUGCAACCUCUAAGGAAAGGGAAAGUACUGCACCGCUGAAUAGAGGACCUUCACCCUUGACAGCUUCUGCAGCAGAAUGGUGCAAUGUGUGUGGAUGCGUAUUUCCUUAUAAACGAUCUCUAGAUAUCCACAGGUUAAAAGAGCAUGUAAAUAUCUUUAGUCCCACUGCUUCUGUGUCACUGGAUCGGUCUGAGACUGUUAAAUUAGAGGUAGAAGGUAAGAUGGGAAGUACAGUUCAGAAUGUGGUCCACAAAACGUCUUUCUGCUUGUCUUGUGGUUACCCUUGCAAAUCUAAUAGUGAACUGGGUAAACACAUUUACUCCAAACAUGGUGGCAAAUAUUUCUGUCCAGCUACUGGGUGUAAACGUGUAUAUCAGGAAAGACGUUGCCUAAAACUGCAUAUAAAUUCUCAUCAUCCCAGAUUCAAAGCAUAUUCAUGUAAAUCCUGUUCAUUUUGCACGUACCAACAGUUAGCCAUGUUGAGACACUUGGAUGACCAUGCACAAAAACUGAAGGGUAAUGUUACAUAUGUGGAAAAGCAGAGAACUUCCGAUUUCCUGCAAGUUGAGGAAUGUGUGAAUGGAUCUGAGGAGGUCAGCUCUACUGAAGAGGCAGAAGAAACCCUAAGUGCACCUUACGUUUACAUCGAGCGGUUUAAUGGAGAAGAAGUAGAAGAUGUGCCAUUCAAUCCGUCUCCAGGGCAAUCUCUUGUUGCACCCGCUGAAGAAACCAAAUCUGACAAUAUACAAAAAUUAGACUCUCAAGGUCCUUCAGGUUUCCGUUGCCUGGACUGCAAAGGCUCGUUCUCAAACAGGAACAGCCUUACUGCUCACUUCAACAACUGUGGGCUCAAACUUCCCAGUGCCAGCCAAGAAAAAACAGAAGCUUGGACCACCCCUGCCUGUUGACAAGCCACUUACCUGUAAUUUGUGCUUUACAUCAUUCAAAACAUUCACUUCUUUGAAGAGUCAUCGACGUUAAUAUACAUUUCAAGCAUAAGGAUGACGACAAUGCUUUUUCCUGCCAUAUUUGCUACAGAGUUUUUCCAAACAAGAGGGGACUAACAGCUCAUAUGAGACAACAUAAUACAUAAGACUGCAGCUCUUAUAACUUCAAGUUAAGUAAGCUUGCAAUGUGCUUAAUUGUAAAGCCUGCCACAGAAGAAGGCGAAAUGCUUAGCUAUUGUCCAGACAAGAUUUUUGCCUCAGUCAAAAGUUAAAUGCAGACGAUAAGCAUUUGGCUUACAGAUCGGCAUGAAGCAGGUCAUGUGACCGGUCUUAUCACAGGAAAAAUGGUGGACUCAGAUGAUGCGGUAGAGUAGAGUUUAAAAAUUUAUUGUUCAAUCAGCGGCGUCAUUUUUUACGAUAUUCUUAUGUGGACAAAAAUGGGUGAAUCCCCUAAAGAUCAGUCAUUAUUUCGGACACCAUUUGGAAUAAACCUUGGGUAAGUCACAUGAUUUAUCACUGCAUUUAUAUUGGUCUGUUUGUGUAUCUUGCUGUGCUGAUGACUUACGUCCUCCGCGCAUGAUGAGAUUUUUUCUCUCGCCUGCCUGAAAAUAUCAAAUAAGCUAGAUGCUUGACUCAUGGUCUCUCGAGUCGAAAACCUCACUACAAACUGCGCGUACACAAUGAGGUUUUAGUUACUGGUGGUCAAUAGCUGAGCAUUUUGCUCUCAUCUGCAGCGAAUGUAUGAGUGUGAUACCAGAAUCUGUAUGAUGAGAAAGUUAUGCUCGAUAUUUUGCACUUUUAUGUUUUGUUUUUCUUGAUGCUUUUACAGCUAUACUGUUAUGAAGAUAUAAGGCGAGGUCCUAAAGCUCCAUCAAGGGCUUCAUUAUGCUCAUUGGUGGAGGUUCUUACAUGAAUAUAAAUUCAGGUGCAAGGUAUGUCAUCUUUUUCACGAAAGUCAGUAGAAAAACAGUGGCACUAAGGAAUAUGAAACAAAUCAUUAUAAUGGCCCAUUGAUGUCUACGAUGAUUUAAUGGAUAAACAGAGAAACAAGAAUUGCAAAACAUAUUGAAGAGAAAAAAGGUCAGAAUCAGGUGGAAUAUAAAAAAAUGUUUGAAAUUUAAAAAAAAAAGAUAAAACAGUAAUUUAUGGGAAACAAAAUCAUGCUAAUUAAUGAAGGGUUCAGCAGAAUAAAGAAGUUUUAGGAAAAAAUCAGUGAAAAGUAAAAACUAAACUUAAAAAUGAAAGUGAAACGAACGUUUUUCCUUGGCCUGCAUUUCCAUCCAGUUAUAAAUUUCUAUUUUCCUUUAUAUUUGAUUUUAUAGUAUGUAAGUUAAUGUAAUUUAUUCUGUCU
Molecule: messenger RNA, 4096 nt
Organism: Liolophura sinensis
Lineage: Eukaryota; Metazoa; Mollusca; Polyplacophora; Chitonida; Chitonidae
Exons: 6
Coding region: 109-2706 (865 amino acids)
Source: RefSeq, a predicted model, not a curated record